AUGGAACUAUCGAAUUUAUUAGUUAAGGAAUAUACUAGAAUCCUUAAAACUGGUGAAUUUUAUGAUAUAGAAGUAUUAGUUGGAGAAAAAGCAAACACAAAAAUUUUUCGUUUACAUUCUUUUGUAUUAAAAGUUUGUUCGCCUUAUUUUCGUGAUGCAUUUUCAAAUAAGAAAAUAAAAGUUGAAAAUAAUAUUAUUAAAUUUAAUAAACCAAAUAUUUCCGUAAAAGUAUUCGAAAUACUUAUCAAGUAUAUUUAUAGUGGUAAACUUGAACUUGCAAAUAAUGAUGUUAAGACAAACAUUGCACUUUUAAUUGCAGCUGAUGAAUUAUGUCUUAAAGAAUUGUGCUCUUAUAUUGAAGAUUUUCUUCUUAUCAACAAAGAAUCAUUAAAAUCGAACUUCGUUUUUGUUUCGCAUAUCACAAAUAGAUUUGAUCAGUUUACGAAAUUAUCCCAAUUUUGUAAAGAUGCUUUCCAGGAGGAUCCUUCAGUAGUUCUAAGAGCAGAUGAUUUCGUUACACUCAAUCAAGAACGCCUUUUUGAAUAUUUGACUAAGGACAAUGAUUCUUUAAGACAAAUUGAAGUUUGGGAUAAGCUUAUUGAAUGGGCUAUUGCAACAUCUGAUGAUGAAUUACCAUCAGAUGUCUCAAAGUGGACUGAAGAUAAUAUAAAAGCAUUUGGUACCUUAAUUCAACGAUUUAUCCCUAUUAUUGAUUUUCAAAAGAUGAGUCGUCUAGAUUUUAUGCAAAAAGUCAAUAAAUUUAGAAGAAUUUUUGAUAAUGAGCAUUUUAUUGAUAUUAUUGAAUAUUUCGUUUGCACAGAUUUUUCACAAUUGGUGGAUGAUGCACAAUUGGUGGACGAUAUAGAUUCUAAAAUAAUUGAUUUAAGAGGUGCUUCAUUUAUUGCUGAUCGGAUAAAAAUCACGAAACAACAAGGAAGGGGGAUUACUUAUCAUUUUAAUUUACUUGUACGUGGAAGUAGAGAUGGAUUUAGCAAAGAUACAUUUCAUAAUUUAUGUGAUAAUAAGGGACCUACAGUUACUAUUGCCCGUGUUAAAAGUUCUAAUGAGAUUCUUGGAGGAUUUAAUCCAUGUAAUUGGUAUUCUGUGUCUGGUUUUGGUGAUUUUAUUAGUACUAAAGAAAGUUUUAUUUUUUCUUUAUAUAAUAAUAAUUUAGAAAAUUCUAUCUUCAGUAAAGUUGUUGAUAUUGAACAUGCAAUUUAUAAUAGUUCAGGAUAUGGUCCAUGUUUUGGAAGCGGAAAAUCAGAUCUUGAUUUAUUUUCAUGUAAUAAAAAGGGUCGAUGUGUUAAAACAAGUUAUGAAAAAGCAAUUAGAAGAAGUGAGAAAUAUUUUGAAAUAAUUGAUUAUGAAGUAUUUCAGAUUAUUUAUAAUUGUAUUAGAUGA
Molecule: messenger RNA, 1401 nt
Organism: Rhizophagus irregularis DAOM 181602=DAOM 197198
Lineage: Eukaryota; Fungi; Glomeromycota; Glomeromycetes; Glomerales; Glomeraceae
Molecular function (GO): protein binding
Source: RefSeq, a predicted model, not a curated record